Messenger RNA from Laccaria bicolor S238N-H82, 2574 nucleotides. RefSeq lists its product as uncharacterized. The transcript has 7 exons. Lineage: Eukaryota; Fungi; Basidiomycota; Agaricomycetes; Agaricales; Hydnangiaceae. Bases 1 to 2259 code for a protein of 752 amino acids. The record is from RefSeq and is a predicted model, not a curated record.
AUGUAUAUGGCGACUGGCUCUCCCUUUGAAACCGCGUCGCCUCAUCAGGCGAUAGCGGUACUGCUACUCGUUGAAAAUUCCCAACCCAUGUCCUUCAUCUGGCCUGAUCUCCGAGAUCUUUACUUGACCAAAUUGGUCGACAACAUAGAGAAGACGACCGCUCCUACCCCAAUAAUAUCUUUGGUGCUUGAGAGCUAUCCCUCACAAGGGACACAAGCUUCGUUUCCUCAGCAGUAUAAUGGCUUACACGAGGGUUUGAGGGAUUUGAGGUUUAACGGUUCACCAGACAACAAACUUAAUGUUGCUAAGAUUAGCACUGGAAUCGAUUGCUUAAUCUCCGUCGAGUCUCAAGGUCGACCAGCUGCCCUUCACCUGAUCAUUGUUGCCGCGAGCACGCCGUCAGAUGACGGUAUGGGUGGUGGUAACAGCUUUUCAACUUGGUCAUUGCUGGCGCAAAAGAUGGCUCAGGCAAACAUACACUGUCAUGUUGUCAUGAGUCCGAAUGAAGAUAUGACCUCCCUGACUUUUCUAUUUGAAGAGACGGCCCGUCUCCAGGGUGCCGUCGAGGGAUACCCACCUUUUCCAAUCGAACGAGGUCGAGUUACCUUCCGUCUAUCAGUUCAGCCAAGUCAUCACCAGUUCUAUCCGGACGGAGACUUUAUCACAGCUCUCACCCACAAUCAACCUCAAAGGAUCACACCCUCACGACGCAACACAUUUCCUCUUGACAGCCAGUACACAGACUCGCUGGAAUUGCUCGACGAGUCCGCACCUUCGCCCAGCGCCUGUGUUGAAUCAGACAAUGCACCGAGCCUAGUGACCCAAUUGCAGCAGAAGCACGGGUUAACGAAGAAAAAGGUGUACGGUGCAAAGCCUGUACGAGCCCCUUUCUUCCGUGAGGAACGCGUCCGCGACAGACAUCGCAAGAUUCCGGCGCCUUUAACGCUGCCGAUGCCUUUGCAACACCCAGAACUAACGCAGAGUGGCCGAGCGGUAUCACGAUCAAGGGCUGAACGCAUGCUACGUGUCGGUCAGGGGAGUCCUACGGAGCUUCAUCCUCGUCGCCAGCUAGGCUAUCCACGGCGCGGAUCGCGGCGGCCUUCACCCGAAAAUGAUGUUGGUAGUGCUGGGCCUGGGCCAAUUUCUUCGCCCGCCUCAAUCACUACCUUCAACGAGAUGUCACCCGCCAGCCCAUAUGAUUAUCCGUCUCCGGUGUCCCCGACUGGGGAUGAUUAUUAUGGCGUUCCUAGCAUCCCCAAAAACACUACACCUAUUGUACCCAUGACCUUGACACCUCUACACGGUGGUGGAAGUCCUGGUGAUCCAGCAUGGCUUCAACAACCACAAACCUACACACCAGGCUAUGCUUCCUCCGGGGCUCCUCUAUCCGUGUCAUAUUUCCCAGUGACUUCGCAACCACUUUACCCCAGCAAUCCUCAUCAGUACUGUGAUCCUGAUCCUCAAGCCCCUCAGAUGGGUCUGCAGUCCCAGGAGCGACAACAUCUCCCCCAACCACCAAUGGGAUCGUUAUCCCCUCCACAGAUUCCCCCUCAGCAGCUGCAGCCUCACCUUCAACAUCAGCCUCAACAUACCAUGGCAAUGUUAUCAUAUCCGCAGCUAUCAUACCCUACUCCGCAACCUAUCGAGUCCAAUAUUUACACACAUCCACCUUUUCCUCCUGCAGGAGGUGUCGAAGUGACGAAUGGCCUACAUACGCAACCUCAGCCUCCAACACCCGUCUCCGAGCUUGAACCUAUCAGACCACCUCUCAAAAAGUCGCGUUCAUACGCAGAGGAGGAUGAGAUCCCGUUCACUUUUGAAAAGGAGUACGUUGCAGCUACGACAGCUCUAUUCGAACAGGAGGUCCUCCCUGGCUACCCAGAUUAUCCAGCAUUGGGGCAAUCAGUGAAAGCUGUCCCUUCCAACGUCCCCCCGGAGCUUUCAAAUCCAACCACUGCGCAGACGGCUCUUUCUCCCUGUAGAGGAGAGCUCUACAUCAAUGAAUCGGAUUCGCUGCCUGUACAACAAUUAGGAGGGCUGUAUGCCUCGAGGGGUAGGCCUGAUGGGCCUCCGCCUCCUGCCUCUGUUCAGCUGGUAUCUGAGGGUCGCGGACCGCAGUAUCAUGGGUUCGGCAGCCAGCUGCAGCAUAUUUCGAUGUCGGCGAAUAUGGAGCACAAACCGCCUGCGCACUGCACCCUUGCGUACUCGACUACGUUCUCUCCCGGGACUUCUUCCUCUCUCACUGGGUGGGCUGGGUGAGCAUACCUGUGGAAAGCUUCUGAAUUCAUGACUCCAUCUCCGCUGUAAACGCUUUCUUUCUGACCCCAUCUGUAUCAUAGCACUUUUUUUCCCACUUGUUUGGGUUGGGUUUUGAGAGUUUCUAAUACCACUACUGAUGUUGUUUUACUAGUUACUGUAUGGGACGCUGUGUUAUAUUGUUUUCUCUACGUUUACUUGGUCUUUUUUCUUUCUUUCUUUCUUCACGGAUUUACUUGUUAGUAUCUAUCUCUGUCGCACUUUCUCGAAAUAUUCAUCAGCUGAAUAUAGAAGACCCUCACGUCGUCACUUCCUGCC